AUGCCGCCCUGCUUUCUCUCCAGGAUGCGAGUCUGUGCUAGGUCAGUGCUGCUGUCCCACUGGCUCUUCCUGGCCUACGUGUUAAUGGUGUGCUGCAAGCUGAUGUCCGCCUCAAGCCAGCACCUCCGGGGACAUGCAGGCCACCACCAAAUCAAGCAAGGGACCUGUGAGGUGGUCGCCGUGCACAGGUGCUGCAAUAAGAACCGCAUAGAAGAACGGUCACAAACGGUCAAGUGUUCUUGCUUCCCGGGACAGGUUGCUGGCACAACUCGGGCCCAGCCUUCUUGUGUUGAAGCUUCCAUCGUGAUUCAGAAGUGGUGGUGUCACAUGAAUCCUUGUUUGGAAGGAGAGGAUUGUAAAGUGUUGCCAGAUUACUCAGGUUGGUCCUGUAGCAGUGGCAAUAAAGUCAAAACUACAAAGAUUGAAUUCUGCCUUUUACCUGGGGUUCAGCAAAAUGAAUUGGGAACUUUAGUAAGACAGGUACAAUGGAAGAAAUACUCAAUAGGGAAUCUCACCUGCAUUCUGCCUAAAUCCUACCACGUCAGCAGCUACCGCUGUGGUAGCGACGGUGAAGGCAACAGCAAUGGUGAAGGUGACAUCAACAGCAGCUACACCGCCACAAAUGACACUUGUUUCUACUACAAGAACAGCCACUACCACUACACACUUCCCUGCAACUGCUAUUGCUACACAAUCACAACUAUCAUUGCUAGUGCACAACCACAAUAG
Propithecus coquereli (Coquerel's sifaka) is the source of this 729-nucleotide messenger RNA. It is a transcript of the gene TAFA4, whose product is annotated as family with sequence similarity 19 (chemokine (C-C motif)-like), member A4. The transcript is spliced from 4 exons. Gene Ontology annotation, molecular function: receptor ligand activity. NCBI's taxonomy places the organism in Eukaryota, Metazoa, Chordata, Mammalia, Primates, Indriidae. The coding region runs from base 1 to 729 and encodes 242 amino acids. The record is from RefSeq and is a predicted model, not a curated record. Gene Ontology annotation, biological process: macrophage chemotaxis; phagocytosis.